Molecule: messenger RNA, 1800 nt
Organism: Aspergillus japonicus CBS 114.51
Lineage: Eukaryota; Fungi; Ascomycota; Eurotiomycetes; Eurotiales; Aspergillaceae
Product: FAD-binding domain-containing protein
Exons: 4
Coding region: 1-1800 (599 amino acids)
Molecular function (GO): oxidoreductase activity; FAD binding
Source: RefSeq, a predicted model, not a curated record
AUGGCGAGGCAAGGCUUCAUUUCUCUCCUUCUUGCCGUUCCAUUACUCGCCAAUGGGGCCCAGCCAUCGAAUCCGCAGACAUGGGCUUCACUAUCGAGUAUCAGUACAGCAACCUGGAACGCCUUUAACGCGACAGUCGCCGGACGGCUCCACGAAGGCACCCCGAUGCUGAGCCCGUGCUACCCGUCCAGUCACGAUCCAACCAAACCACUCCAUGCAGCUCAGUGCACCGCGGAGCAAGAGCUUCUCCUCAACUCGACUCUGGCGUCGAACGAGUUUCCUUGGUAUCACAACUUCGUCUGGUCGACCUGCCAAGCCACCGGCGCAUCGUGCCCCAUCCCUUCGCCUCUAUCACCCAAUAUUUCGUGUGAGCAAGGCAGUAUCUCCCCGCGAUACGUGGAUGUGCGAAGUGUAGAGGACGUCCAAGCCACUCUCUACUUCACCAGAUCCCACGGACUCCGACUCGUCAUCAAGAACACCGGUCAUGAUUACAAGGGCCGGAGCUCCGCGCCGGAUUCUCUUGCGCUGUGGACGCAUCCGUACCAACCUCCAAUCCAGCUCCUCAAGAAUUUCACUCCCGAAGGCUGCUCGGCCCCGGCGGGAGAUGUGAUUAGAUUCGGGGCGGGACAACAGUUCAAAGGCAUCUAUGACUUUGUGCAUGCACGGGGGUAUCGGGUUGUGGGAGGCGGGUGCGAUACUGUUGGGGCCGCAGGGGGAUGGAUCACUGGUGGUGGACAUGGGCUUAUGGCGAAUGAGCUUGGUCUUGGGGUCGACAAUGUGCAAGAAAUCCAGGUCGUACUGGCCAACGGGACAUUUGCCACUGCGAGUCGAUGUCAGAAUCCGGAUCUGUUCUUCGCGCUGCGCGGCGGCGGCGGCGGGACCUUUGGCGUUGUGAUGGAGAUGAGCAUCCUCGUCCAUCCGGAUCGACCGAUGGAAGUCUUGAAUGUUUCCCUGACCGGGUUGAAUCCCUCCUCUUCCGCCGCAAAGGAUCUGACGGGCUUGAUCAUUGCGAAUGCUGAAGGAUGGGCUGCAGAGGGAUGGGGUGGAUUCGCGAUUCCCGGCCUAGCAGACUACACCUUGGUGAUAGCCACGGCUCUACUGAACCACACGGCCGCGAUGGCGUCCGUGCAGCCAGUGCUCGACUUCGCCCGCCAGUUCAACAACUCGAUCGCCACCCUCUCCUCGGUGGCCGGGUUCCUCGACUUCAUGGGGCCCAUCACCUCGAGCCCACUCCUGCAGAUGUCGGAGGUCUCCGCCGCCGUCUCGUCGCGGAUCAUUCCACGAACGUCGUUCCAGAACACAACGAGCCAGGCUCAGCUGGCUGAGCUGAUUACCCAACUGCUGAGGUUGAACGACACUCUGCAAACACCCCCCUCACCCCGGGUCGAGAUUCUCCUUGUCGCUCCGGCGCUGUAUUCCCAGAGUCUGCCGAGGGAAGAUGAGUCUUCUGGACCCGGGGCGUCAUCGGUAACGCCGGCGUGGCGCAGCGGACUCUGGCAUCUCAUGCACACACGCGCCAUAGCCAGCAACACGAGGGAUCCAGAGCUCAUCCGGCAGGUCUGGCAGAGUGUUUCCCACGCCAUGGAUCCCCUGCGGCAGUUCACACCCGAUUCCGGUGCUUACCAGAACGAAGCUGACCCGUUUGAGCCGGACCCCGUCAGUGCGUUCUGGGGCAAGGCGAACUAUGAGCGUCUUCUUCGCAUCAAGAAAGAGGUAGAUCCAGAGAACAUGUUCACGGUGCAUCAAGGGGUGGGGUGGGACCGGAAUGAUGGGAGGUAUCAGUGUUAUCCAGAUGUGUAG